This is a messenger RNA of Oppiella nova, 1626 nucleotides long. The record is from the annotation of a GenBank genome assembly. Lineage: Eukaryota; Metazoa; Arthropoda; Arachnida; Sarcoptiformes; Oppiidae.
AUGAAUAUGAUGGGCACCGGCAGUUCAAUCGAGGGGCACCUCCGAGAUCAAGCCAAACAGAAAUACAUCGGGUCAGCCAUGACCUCCCAUGCCCUGGGAGAUCAACAAUACCUGGAUAUAUUAGGCCAGGAGUUCAAUUGCAUGACACCUGAGAAUGAGAUGAAGUGGGGAUUACUGGAGACCAGUAAAGGACAGUAUAACUGGAAAACGGCCGACAAAAUGGUGGAGUUUGCACAGACACAUGACAUGAAGAUUAGGGGACACACCUUCCUAUGGCACACUGAGUUACCUUCGUACGUGAGUGCACUUGAUGGCAAAAAGGCUGAGCUCGAGAAAGUGGUCAAGGACCAUAUUAAUACAGUGGCCGCACAUUUCAAAGGUAAGAUCUACGCGUGGGAUGUCGUCAAUGAGGUGCUCAAUGAGGACGGGUCGGGCAAUAAGCUGAGGGACAGCAUAUUUUCGCGAACUCUAGGCUCCGGUUUCAUUGAGGAGGCUUUCCGUACGGCACACGCGGCCGACCCUAACGCCAAGCUAUACAUCAAUGACUACAGCAUCGAAGCCAAGGAUAAAAAGUCGGACGCAUUAUACGAGUUGGUGAAGGGCUGGAAAGCUAAGGGUGUGCCCAUACAUGGGGUCGGUAUGCAGGCACACUUCAAGGAGGGUGAGGUUCCCGCAACCCUUCAGGAAAACAUUAAACGGUUUUCCGAUUUGGGAGUGGAUGUGGCUAUUACUGAGCUUCAGGUUAGGUAUCUAAUGCCUGCCUCAGCUGAUAAGAUUGCCAAACAGGCCCAGGAUUAUAGCCAUGCUUUCAGCGCCUGUGAGAAUGUGGACAGGUGUGUCGGGGUUACCUACGAGUGGGAAAACGCCGACAAACUGGUGGCGUUCGCCGAAAAACAUCACAUGAAGAUCAGGGGACAUGCCUUCCUGUGGCACCAACGCAUACCCUCCUAUGUUAUGGAACUGGAGGGCAAAAAGGCUGAGCUCGAGAAAGUGGUUAAGCAUCACAUCAAUACAGUCGCUAAACAUUUUAAGGGUAAGAUCUACGCGUGGGAUGUGGUCAAUGAGGUGCUCAAUGAGGACGGGUCGGGCAAUAAGCUGAGGGACAGCCUAUUCUCCAAAACCUUGGGCACGGGUUUUAUUGAAGAGGCUUUCCGUACGGCACAUGCGGCCGACCCUAAGGCCAAGCUAUACAUCAAUGACUACGGCAUCGAAGGCAAGAACAGGAAAUCUGAUGCCUUAUACGAGUUGGUGAAGGGCUGGAAGGCUAAGGGUGUGCCCAUACAUGGGGUGGGUAUUCAGGCUCACUUCAAAGAGGGUAACGUUCCCAAGACCUUACAAGAGAAUCUCAAACGGUUUUCCGAUUUGGAACUGGAUGUGGCCAUCACUGAGCUUCAAGUUAGGUAUCUGAUGCCUGGAUCAGAUGAUAAGAUUGCAAAUCAGGCCCAGGAUUAUAGUCAUGCAUUUAGCGCCUGUGAGAAAGUGGACAGGUGUGUUGGGGUUACCGUUUGGGGGUUUACGGAUAAAUACUCGUUUUUCUUCGACACGAGUUAUGGGGAACAGCAGUUGUGGACAAAAGAUUUUAAGCCCAAACCCGCCGUAGAAGCCGUCCGUAAAGUUUUGAAAUGA